Molecule: messenger RNA, 1749 nt
Organism: Lasiodiplodia theobromae
Lineage: Eukaryota; Fungi; Ascomycota; Dothideomycetes; Botryosphaeriales; Botryosphaeriaceae
Product: Siderophore iron transporter mirb protein
Exons: 5
Coding region: 1-1749 (582 amino acids)
Biological process (GO): transmembrane transport
Molecular function (GO): transmembrane transporter activity
Source: RefSeq, a predicted model, not a curated record
AUGUCUGCACCGCCCGAGAUUUCCGAUGACAAAGGCGCCAGAGCUCCUCUGCCUGCCGACCAGAAACACCCGCAGGAGCACGUUGUCGAUUCCGAAACCAGCAGCGAUGAGGAAAGUGUUCGCAUUCAAGAUGGAGUCAAGCGUGUGGAGGCCAUCACUCAGGCCUGGACCAUGAAGGCUCUCUUCAUCACCGGAAUUUUCAUCUACAUCUGCUCUUUUGUCAACUCGUUGCAGCAGCAAAUCACGACCAACCUUGGUGUCUACGUCACUUCCAGCUUCAUGCUGCAUUCGCUGUACUCGACCACCAGCGUUUUGUCUAGUGUCAUUGGCGGUGUCUCCAAGUUUCCCAUCGCAAAGAUCAUCGAUAUCUGGGGCCGUGUUGAAGGUUUCAUCCUCAUGACUUUCCUGUGCACCAUCGGUCUCAUCAUGAUGGCGGCUUGCAAAAAUGUCGAGACCUACGCCGCUGCUCAGGUCUUCUACUGGGUCGGUUACAACGGCAUGGGCUACGUUAUCAACAUCUUCUUGGCCGACAUGACUUCGCUACGCAACCGGAUGAUCUUCUACGGCCUCAACUCGACACCGUUCAUCGCCAACGUCUUUGCCGGUCCCGCCAUCGCCCAGCUGUUCUACGAGCACAGCUCCUUCCGCUGGGCUUUCGGCUGCUUCGCCAUCAUCGUUCCUUUCAUCGCUGCGCCCGUCGCCGGCAUGUUCAUGUACAACAACAACGUCGCCAAGAAGAAGGGCCUCCUACCUCCCAGACCCGCCAGCGGCCGCACCCUCGGCCAGUCAUUCUACUACUAUGCGCGGGAGUUUGAUCUUAUCGGACAAUUCUUGCUGAUUGCCGGUUUGUGCUUGCUGCUCAUCCCCCUGACGCUGGCCGGCAGCGCCGUGAACAGGUGGGGCACAGGCUACAUCAUUGCUAUGCUGGUCGUCGGCUUCGUGCUGCUGGUUGUGUUCGUGCUGUACGAGCGCUUCCUGGCGCCCGUCACCUUCAUGCCGUACAAGUACAUGAAAGACCGCACCGUCUUCGGCGCCUGCGUCCUGUGCGGCACGCUCUUCGUGUCCUUCUACUGCUGGGACCUCUACUUCUCGUCCUACCUCCAAGUCGUCCACAACCUCAACAUCCGCGACUCGGGCUACAUCCUCAACAUCUACAGCCUGGGCUCCUGCUUCUGGGCGCCCUUCGUCGGCGUCCUCAUCCGCAUCUCCGGCCGCUUCAAAUGGCUCGCCCUCUGCGCCGUCCCCGUCUCCACCCUCGCCACCGCCCUGCUCAUCUACUUCCGGCACCCGGGCACCAACAUCGGCUACGUCGUCAUGUGCCAAAUUCUCUCCGCCUUCGCCGGCGGCACGCUCGUCAUGUGCGAGCAACUCGCCGCCAUGGCGGCCGUGCCGCACAACGAGGUGGCCGCGGUGCUGGCGCUGGAGGGCAUGUUCACAAGCAUCGGCGGGUCGAUCGGGCAGAGCAUCAGCGGCGCCAUCUGGACGAAUAUGAUGCCGCAGAAGAUGCUGGAGUAUUUGCCGGAAAGCGAGAAGGCGAAUGCGGCGAUGAUUUAUGGGAGUUUGCCUAUGCAGCUUGCGUUUCCGGUGGGGAGCCCGGCGCGGGACGCGAUUAUUGCGGCGUAUGGGUAUGUGCAGCGGCGCAUGCUGAUUGCGGGCGUGGCGUUCAUGCCGGUGGCGCUGGGGUGCGUGUUGUUGUGGCGGGAUAUUAAUGUUAAGAAGUUGCAGCAGACGAAGGGGAAUGUUUUCUAG